ACCUUGUUAACUCUCAGUCCUCUUCUGCCGCUCAACUCUGGCGAUGCUGUCAUGAGGCUCGAAAGACACUUUCAUCCAGGCCAAAGGCAAUUUGGAGGAGAUCGCAGGGUUUACGGAAACAACCCUCCCGAAUACAUCGCUUUGAUGGCAAAUCACACAAUCUUGUCGUCAAAGAUUACCCUCUGGUCCCUUACUGCCGCAACCGCCAGAUGAGGUUUUCACCUCUACUAUCUGCAGAUCGCCCAUCACAACCGAUCCAACGCCUUGGCGUACCAUUUUCUCCAGCUCCGAUACCUUCUAGAAGUGUGAACGAUGCGGGGAAGCGAGUCAGAAACUGCAUCUCACCGGUAAUGAGCUUAACCUGUUGGAUUAAGCGUCAUGUAAACACAUGAGACGAAGCCGGCAGCGGCAUGGUACGCACUCUUGAUGCACACACGUGAGAUGAGAAUAAGAUACAUCCUCAAUUG
Colletotrichum phormii is the source of this 467-nucleotide messenger RNA. RefSeq lists its product as uncharacterized. The coding region runs from base 210 to 392 and encodes 60 amino acids. NCBI's taxonomy places the organism in Eukaryota, Fungi, Ascomycota, Sordariomycetes, Glomerellales, Glomerellaceae. The record is from RefSeq and is a predicted model, not a curated record. The transcript has a single exon.